GUGCCCCGCCCUCCGCAGGGAUCGGCUGAGUCCCAGUCACAUGACUUCGCGACUUCCGGCAGCUGGGGCUGCUCCGCAUGUGCAGUUGUGGGGAGUCCCGCCGGGGUUGGGGGCCCUACGCCCCCAGCCCCGUGCUCUUCCUGAGUCUGUUUGUGUCUGCGGCCCCGUUUGGGCUGCUGGGGGAGGAGACCCGUCAGGUGUCUCUGGAGGUGCCGGGCUGGCCAGACCAUCCCCAGAACCUGCUUCAUAUCCGGGCGGUGGGCCCCAACUCCACCCUGCACUACGUGUGGAGCAGCCUGGGGCCUCCCGCAGUGGUGCUGGUGGCCACCAACACCCCCCACAGUGUCCUGAGCAUCAACUGGACCCGCCUGCUGUCCCCUGAGCCAGACGGGGGCCUGGCGGUGCUCCCCAAGGACAGCAUCCAGUUUUCGUCUGCUCUCGUCUUUACCAGGCUGCUGGAGUUUGACAGCGCGGCCUCGGGCGCUGCAGCAGAGCCCCCGGGAAAACCCUAUCCUCCGUACUCCUUGGCCGAGUUCUGGUGGAACAACAUCACCGACUCACUGCAGCCUGCCACCCUGAGCGCCACCUUUUGGGGCCACCCUGCACGUGACCCAGCCGGGACUUUUGCCAAUGGUAGCCUGGCCUUCAGGGUCCAGGCCUUCGACAGAGCGGGCCGAGCUGCUCAGCCCCCUCGCCUCCUGCACACAGCAGACACCUGCCAGCUAGAGCUGGUCCUGGCUGGGGCCUCUCCCCGAGGGAACCGCUCCCUGUUUGGGAUCGAGGUGGCCACCUUGGGGCAGGGCCCCGGCUGCCCCGUGAUUCAGGAGCGGCAUUCCAUCGACGAUGAAUAUGCGCCUGCUGUCUUCCAGCUGGACCAGCUGCUGUGGGGCUCGCCCCCUUCUGGCUUUGUGCAGUGGCGCCCCGUGGUGUUCUCCCAGGAACAGGCAGACCGAGACUCAGCCCUGUCCUGCCAGGCUUCCCCUCUUCACCCCACCUUGGCACACUCUCUUCCCCCCACCUUGGCACACUCUCUUCCCCAGUCGCCUGUUGUCCAAGCCUUCUUUGGACCCCAGCAAAACUACUGUACCUUCAGCCUGACAUUUGGGGCUUCCACAGGCCCUGGCUACUGGGACCAGCACUACCUCAGCUGGUCUGUGCUUCUGGGGUUGGGCCCCCCGCCAGUGGAUGCCUUGUCCCCACUCAUCCUGGGAAUCAUGGCCGUGGCCCUGGGUGCUCCAGGGCUCCUGUUGCUGGGGGUAGGCGUGGCCCUGCUCCUGCACCGCACGCACCCCUCAGAGUACCGAUCCAUAACCUGAGGCCCACUCACCAGGGAGGCCAUGGCGGGACCUGCCGUGCUGGAAGGUCAAUGUUCCCAGCCCUUUUCCCUCGCCUAUCUUGCUUUUCUACAGAGCCUCAGAGAACAGCCUCAACAUCUGAGGACCCCCAGGUGGGGUUUCUCGAGUUCACUGGGGAGGGGCCAGCAUUAUUGCUGAAAGAAGGUCCCCUUUGUGUUGCUUCCAUGUGUAGUCACUCCUUCCAAUCCGUGUUCCAAGUAGGGUAUCGUGGCGCACGCCUGUAAUCCUACCACUGGGGAGGCUGAGGGAGUAGGAUCACCAUGAGUUCCAGGCCAGCCUGGGCUACAUGGUGAGUUCAAGGCCAGCCCAAACUACAUAAACCCAGGCCCCUUUCCACUGGAUGACAUUCAAAGCCCUGAAAGAGUGUCUAGCUGGCUGCCUCUGCCAGCAUAAAAUAGAAUUAUUUUUUCACAAGG
Messenger RNA from Heterocephalus glaber (naked mole-rat), 1771 nucleotides. RefSeq names its product glycosylated lysosomal membrane protein (gene Glmp). The record is from RefSeq and is a predicted model, not a curated record. NCBI's taxonomy places the organism in Eukaryota, Metazoa, Chordata, Mammalia, Rodentia, Bathyergidae. Gene Ontology annotation, cellular component: lysosome.